GUGCACUAAUACACCACACUAAUAGGAUUGUGAGGAGCGAUUUAGUCCUCCAAGGCUCCAUUCACAUCUUCAGUCACAGCCAGGUGAGCCUGAGGGACAGACAUGAAGGACCCACAGCUCCCAGCCAUCAAAGCCCGCCUGUGGCCGAAGCAGAAAGGGGGCAAAAAAUCCAAAGAUGAAGCUCCAGCUGUUGAAAAAUCACCCAAGAAGACCCCAGCCUCCCCCGCCAUAUCUGCCAUCCCACAGCUGACCGAAGAGGAGAGAAUGAGGCAGACACCGUUUGAGAGGGUCGUCUACGACAUGGCCCACAACGAGAGGAUGGUCAAUGACCUGAUGCUCGGGCGAAGAGUUGGCUUCUACGAGCUGCGUGGAGAAGUCGGGCAGGGGAAUUUCUCCACGGUCAGGUUGGGCAUCCACGCCUUGACGAAAGAGAGAGUCGCUGUCAAAAUCAUGGACAAAAUGCGUCUGGAUAAGAGGAGCCAGCCGCUGAUGUCCUCAGAGAUCAGCUGCAUGGAGAAGCUGUGCCACCCCAACAUAGUGCGUCUGUACGAGGUGAUGGAGACCAGCAGGAAGCUGUAUCUGGUGAUGGAGUACGGCAGCAGUGGGGACCUGUUCUCCAGAAUCACCACUAGGGGGAAACUGAACGACCUGGAAACCAAGCUGGUGUUUGCACAAAUCAUCUCUGCUGUAAAACACAUGCAUGACAACAACAUCAUCCACAGAGACCUGAAGGCGGAGAACAUCUUCUACACCACCAGCUACUGCAUCAAGGUGGGAGAUUUCGGCUUCAGCACAGAGACCGGCCCCAAUGAGCUCCUCACAAACUUCUGUGGCUCCCCACCAUACGCUGCUCCUGAACUGUUUAAGGACAAAGGUUACAUUGGACGCUACUCAGACACCUGGGCUUUAGGUAUUCUCUUGUACUUCAUGGUGACGGCCACCAUGCCCUUCUACGGGGAGAGCAUGGGGAGGCUGAAGCGCUGCAUCCUUCAGGGGGCCUACAGUAUUCCUGCGUAUGUGCCCGAUGCGUGCCAGCUGGUCAUUAAGGGCAUGCUGCGGCCUGUGCCUAUCGAUCGCUCGACUCUAACGCAGAUUACAAACAGUACGUGGCUGAAGGGGAUUGAGUACCCUGGUCCAUAUGCCAUGCUGCCCCUGUCACCGGCCCACUUUGCCCAGGAGGACCAGGCUUUGUGUGUGGAGGAGCAGGAGGCGAAGAGCUUGCUGUCAGAUCUGGGUAUUGUGGCAGUCCAUUUCCAAAACAAUCCCUGCAAAGACUGUAGGAGCCCUUUGACUGGGACCUACCGGAUCCUUCUCCAUCGGGUCCAGAAGAGGAGGUCAGUGGAGGCUGUUGGUUAUUCAGCGCUUAACCCUGAAGAGUACGAGAGUCCAAAGCCGUGGUCUGUGACACCUGUGGCCAAACAAACUCCUACAGCUGUCUGUGUUCUGCUGUAAAGAGAAAUAACUGGAGUGGACUUGCUUUAGUUGUUGCACUUUAUCACAUACACAUGUGUCCAUGCAUGCUGAUACUCCUUCAGUCACUUCAGGCUCCUGUACUCGCUGAGGCAUUAUGUUACAUGUUGAGAAAUACUCAAGUUGUGUUGUGCAAUACUGGGCUGAAAUGUUGACAAAAGGAAUUUGAGGUCGGAGCCGAAGGGUUUCUCUGUCCCACGGUAUAAGUCAAUUAUAGCUUAUGGACUAGGGCACAUCUCAAGUAAUUACCAAUGGCUUUGUGUUCUAAUUAUUCACCAACAAAAGCUUACUGACGCACAACAUUCAUCAAUCAGUGUAUGGCUAUCAGCAUCUUCCAAUCCCUUUUAGUCAGAGCAUAAAUCUACCAAACUAAUCCGGGGCUACAGGUAAUCCUAAUAAGAUAAACACUGGGGACAUGCUUGGGUUAGAGAAAUGAAACCUGGCACUGUUUAAAAAUGUCCUGGGAAAAUGACAUGAGGCAUAGAAAAUAGUUAGGACCACAUGAGGCCAGAGACAAAAUGUAAAACCAGUCUGCAGCCCUCUUUAGUUGUUGCAACACAUUCUCUCUCAACUCAUCAAAUACCAACACUUGGUCAGUGGCCCUAGAUAACCCCCUAGCAUUAGUUUUUGAUGCUCAGGGACACUGUGUCAAGUUACACUUCAAAAUAAACUUCCGUUUUACAGUUUCCAUUUGUUAAAUACAUACUGUUUCUUUUCAAAAUAAACUUCCUACAUAGGUUAAAAAAACUUGUUUCAAGGUUUACUUCCUUAGGUUUAGGCCAGGGGUCAGCAACCUUUACUAUCAAAAGAGCCAUUUUUGGACAAAACAAUGUUAAAAAAAAAUCUGUCUGGAGCUGCAAAACACAGCCUGUUGAAUCUAUGUUUUCUUUUUUGGAUUUGGAAUCAAUAGCUAGCCUCACUAAGGAGACUCGAGACUAACUAUUGCUAUUGAGAUUUGGCAAAUUUUAGGAAAAGGCGCCAGGCCGUAGACAUAUGACGCACAUCGUUGACAAGAUGUCUGAACUUUGUUUUUUAAUUCAGUGUAUCGGCUACACAUUUAUACAACUGGAAAUUGUAAGAAUCACAUUAGGAAUACAACAAUGAUAAAUGAAAAUUAAACAUUAAAAAAUAGCUGUUAUUCAUUACAUAUAUUUUUUUUGUCAAAGUCACAGGGAGCCACUGGAGAAAAGCUGCAUGAGGCUCCUGAGCUGCAGGUUGCCUACCCCCUGGUUUAGGCAGCAAAAACACAUGGGUUCGGAAAAAAACAUCAUGGUUUGGCUUAAAAUAAAUACAUUUGUUACAAACAUCAUGUAACAUAUGUGAUUAGUGCACUACACUCUCUCGCUCUUUAUACUACAGCAAUUGCUUGGAGCAUCAAAAAAGCCACCCCCGGCGCAUCUCUAAAGGGUGCCUCGGGGCAUCUGUAUCUGACACCCAGGGCCACUGAUCAAGCGUUGGUGCGCAAGUUUGGAUUAAGACUGGGUUUUUGUUUGUUUAAACAAGAACUGGUGCCUAAAAUGCCUUUGUUUAUUGUAGAUAUUUAUUAAAAAAUAUUUGCAAAUAUGCACAUUUUAAGAUUGUCACAACAAGUCUGGAGCACACAGAUUGUUUCAAGUUUGCACAAUUUUAAUCUUAUUUUGUAAAUAUCUAAGUAUGUGCUGAUGUUUUAAGGCAAUACUUUAAUCAGUGCUUCAUGGACACUGGCAUGAACUUCAUGCUACUCUGUAUUAAUAAUUAUAGCAUUGACGGAGGCAACAUUUGUGAAUCAGAAUAAAAGCAUUUUCAAACAAUGACUUUAAACCGUUUCCUCUCAUAUCUCUUCAUCUUUCCCUCCAGCAGGAUAACAAUAUUGACUUUCUCUGCUGCAUGCACGACUCCAGCCAAGAUUUCAAGCGUUUACAAAGAGAUUUCCUUAAAUGGGACCUUAAAUGAUUUCUUGC
Molecule: messenger RNA, 3410 nt
Organism: Epinephelus moara (kelp grouper)
Lineage: Eukaryota; Metazoa; Chordata; Actinopteri; Perciformes; Serranidae
Product: serine/threonine-protein kinase NIM1
Exons: 4
Coding region: 103-1452 (449 amino acids)
Biological process (GO): microtubule cytoskeleton organization; protein phosphorylation; intracellular signal transduction
Cellular component (GO): cytoplasm
Molecular function (GO): protein serine/threonine kinase activity; tau-protein kinase activity; ATP binding
Source: RefSeq, a predicted model, not a curated record